Molecule: messenger RNA, 3512 nt
Organism: Cadophora gregata
Lineage: Eukaryota; Fungi; Ascomycota; Leotiomycetes; Helotiales; Ploettnerulaceae
Exons: 8
Coding region: 646-2619 (657 amino acids)
Biological process (GO): DNA-templated transcription; positive regulation of transcription by RNA polymerase II
Molecular function (GO): sequence-specific DNA binding; DNA-binding transcription factor activity, RNA polymerase II-specific; zinc ion binding
Source: RefSeq, a predicted model, not a curated record
UUUCCUUUUCCUUUUCCUUUUCCUUUUCCUUUUCCUUAUGCUGAAUGAGGUGCACAUUACAUCAAAGAGCCCCCACCUCGACAGUCCAGCACAUCAAUCUACCUCCGUACUCACGUCCGUCCACAAAACAAAGAGCCUGAGCACUGAGCAUCCUGCAACACCCGCGCCAUUACUCGUACUCUACAGUACGAGUAGCAAUCUCUUCAUACCCCACUACCCCGUACGAGGACCUUGACCCCGCUACAGAGCUAAGGCACCUUAGUCAGGCUGGGGCUCCGCUCCCAGAUCAAUCUUCGGGCGACAACCGGAUACUCGAGGCAGCAUUCAAUCCAGCAGCCUUACUUGACCAUAUUCCUAGCACUGGUGAACCUCACAAUAAAAAACAGGAAGCACUUUGCCCUUCACGAAUUUGAGGAGUAAGCCUGCCAAUUGCCCGCCUAUCUUUUUGCUCGCACAACGUAAUCACACGAGGGCUCUGAGUAUAUCUGCACAUGGUCGAACGUUUCACGGUGUCCGACAUUGUUACAUGGCACCCUGACUGAUUCGAGACUAUAGUACUGCCAAAGAAGAGAAGAUGAAUGCUGUGAGCUUAGAAACUUUGCCUAGACAGACCACUUGAUCCAAGGACUUGUACUAGUUAUAACAAUGCAUCGUUCUGGAGUCAGUGCUGCGGAUACACCGCUGCUGAGAGUCUCCAGGCCAGUCUCGGCUUGUUCAAGAUGCCGUGCGGCAAAGAUCAAGUGUGACGGAAAACUACCGGCUUGUACUGCAUGUGAAAAGUCAGGAAGAACAGGAGAAUGCUCAAGUGCAAAUGAUCAGUUUGCGAAAGGAAAAGAGAGAAGCUAUGUGGCAUCACUGGAGUCGCGCGUCGAGAAACUAGAAAGAAGAAUCGCCUAUGCGCGAAAUCGAAAAGCAUCAGUAGCGAUGCAUGAUGGUGAGGAUCCUGGAGAGGUUCCAGAUCGAAAGGAUUCGCUUGCAACUAUCCGAGCAGCUAUACAUGGAAAGGCGGCUCGGAGGAGGGAGGCGGCGGACGUUGAUGAACUUGUGUCUGAUUUUGGCUUUCUCUCGGUCAACGCCACCACUCGGGAUUUCGAAGCGUCAACAACGAACAUGACUUUCGCACGUCUGAUCCUUGCUGCCGCAAACAAUGAUCAAGUGCCGAGCUCUCAACCAUUCAAUCUGCCUUCGAGGCCAGCAGCCAUAGCGCUGGUCCAGUACUAUCUGGAUAAUGUCUUCGCACUCUUUCCUGUGUUCUCCGAAACUGCCUUGUUCAAUGCUCUUGAUGCCGUCUAUCAGGAGAAUGGCCGCCAAGUCACCGAUUUCGAACACUGGCUCUUGUAUAUGGUAUUUGCUAUCGGAGCUACAGGCCAGUCUCGUAGUCAUCACGAUGCUCUGUAUGCUGAUGGUGUGCUGUGGGUUGGUCGAGCCUUGCGAUACGCUGAUCGAGUCCUCAUGCCCGGCUACGUCUCUCAGAUACAAGCCUUAGUCUUGCUCGUGCAGUAUUCCAUGCUUGAUCCAGCCCAUUUCGAUAGUUGGCAGCUGAUCGGAUUUGCGUGCCGGGCAAUUGUGGAUUUAGGCUUCCACCAGGAUCCUCCUAAGGAGCAACAAACAGAGAAGAAAACCCUUGAACUGCGACGUAAAAUUUUCUACUGCGUUUAUUCACUGGAUAGGUCCAUCAGCAUGGUUCAUGCCCGAUCUUUCUCUUUCACGGAUGACUCUACGGCAGUGAUGUUGCCCUUGGUCACAUCCUCAAUGCCUGCCUCAGCGAAGUCACCUACGAACGGACCUCACUCUCUUGAAACAGCUUUCAUCUUGUUCCAACUUCGUCAGUUGCAAUCGUCCUGGUACCAGGAGCUCUUUCAAUCCAGCCGCGACCCGCUUCAGAAUUCCUCCACUUACAUUUGGCAAAUGUGUCAAGAGAUGCGAGAGUGGUCGGAAUCGUUCCCUGACAGCUUACCACUUGCAUUUAAAGAGUUCUUUGACUUGGAACUACUAUACAGCUACGUUUACUGCCUUGCUCCAUCUUGUCGGGUGCAGACAGUGAUUAAUUACGGCAAGACCUUGAUCUUCGAGUAUAGCAUUGCAUACAUGCAAAAGAUAUUCCCCAUCAGCAGGGAUCCCAUAAAUACGGCAUUCUAUACAUACCACGAUGCUCUGCGGGUUUAUUUCGUGGGUGGCCAGUUCGUAUCAGUUCUCCUUGAGAACCAAGAUCAGCUUCUGAAUGGCGUUCUGCCAUUCGCACCGGUACUAGCAGGCGCUCCACCACCUCCCCCACUACCGAACAAUGCUGGAAUUGACAGUAUUGAUAGAAGUAUCAACUGUGUGACACACAUCAAAGAGACUCUCAGGACCUUCGGUCAUCGCUGGGAGGAUUCGAAAGCGCUACUGUCUAGUUUUGAGCUUCAGGCCGAGCCACUCAUAGCUGCUCUGCAUCAGAGAAAGCAACACAUCGGAGAGAUCUCCAGGAAUAGCCACAGUCCACCAGUUUAUGUAUCACAGCCAGGUUUCGAUCAGGUGAACACCUUAACCGUUGGAGAGUGGUCAAGCAUAGGAAGUGGAUUUGGGAGCAUGACCACGCUUCAAGGAGGGCAUGGCGGAGGACCGCCUCAUGUUCCAUAGGAAGUUUAUCGAUGCAUUAAUAGGUGUCUCAAUGUCGGCGCCAAAGCGUUGACAGAUUCCUAGGAAGACAGAACCUAGGCACCGGGGUCACUUCAUUGCUUCGCCCCCUGAUCGCUCCUUCCUUGUGUCCUUGCAGCAUUCUUCUCCUAUACUAUGGAGCUACCAUGGCUAGCACCUUCCCAAAGUCAUAUUAUCGGAAAGUAAUCGUAGAAGUCCUUCUUUUUCCACGUCAGAUUUCUAUUUUCCUCUUAGACAACAUCCAUACAUUCACCAGACGUGAAUCCUUCAGCCUAAACCUCAAUUAUCUAUGAUUUGAAUACAUCACUAGACAGUAAUCAGGCCUAUUCUUCUCCUCAUCAAGCUCCUUCAAAUCGUGACCUUCUUGAAGAGCACCACAUCAGUCUUAACAGCAACGUGCGUACCUCUCCUGGAUUUCCAAUAGGUGUCUCCGACAGUGUAUUUACAGCGGAUACCGAUUUCAAAAUGCCUCAGAGGCACAACGUGCGAGAAUCUGGUCUCUCACUGGGGAAAACUGUUCUGGCUUUAACGCUACUUGGGCUUGUCGUUGUUUAUCAUGCCUCUCCGUCGUCUCCUUACAAGAUGAUUCCGACUCCAUCUACCCUGGUUCCCAUGCCAAGCUCAAUGACUGAUCGGCAGAGUAAUGGGGUAGUCCUGAAACAGGAACAUUCCUCGAGUGGUAUAGGAAGAUUAUUCGUUGAUCGUCUUCAUCGCCGCCAAUGGACCACAGUCAUCGAAGCUGAGGGUGUCAUUGGAGAAAGAGUCCACAAGACAUGUGCCACAUCGUCCUCGGACGACAAAAGCCAUACGAUUAGGUCCCAAAUUUGUGGCAAAGACCAGAUCCAUUAUGUUGGUGGGCGUGCUAAUACAAAAGA